AUGAAGAAGUAUCCUUGGCAAAAUUAUACCAGAGAAUACUUGGAGAAUACACUUUCCGGCUCGCAAAAUUAUACCAGAGAAUACUUGGAGAAGUAUCCUUUUAUUCAAGUUGAUCAAUUGCCCCUCGAGCAAGUUCCUGAUCAUAUUGGGAAUUAUGAUCUCUGUGUUGUAAAAACCAUGCGGUUCGAUUCAAACGUCAUAGCUCGUGCAAAACAGAUGAAGCUUAUUAUGCAGUUUGGUGUUGGCCUAGAAGGCGUUGAUAUCGAUGCUGCUACGAAGAAAGGGAUAAAAGUUGCCAGAAUUCCUGGGGAUGCUACUGGAAAUGCUGCAUCUUGGGCUGAAAUGGCUAUAUGUUUAAUGUUGGGUCUUCUUCGGAAACAGAAUGAGAUGCUAAUAUCUGUAAAGCAGAAGACGCUUGAAGAGCCUACCGGGGACACACAUCUGGGUAAAACGGUCUUUAUAUUGGGAUGUGGAGAUAUUGGAAUUGAAUUUUCAAAGCGCUUGAAACCAUUUGGUGUUAAAGUUAUUGCUACAAAAAGGAGCUGGCCCUCAAAUUGGGAACUUCUUUACCCCAAAAUUAUUGAUGAUUUGAUUGACAAGAAAGGCAUUCAUGGAGACAUUUACGAGUUUGCAAGCGAUGCUGACACAGUUGUCUGUUGCCUGAGUUUGUAUAAAGAAACAGUUGGCAUAGUGAACGAGUCCUUCAUAUCUUCAAUGAAAAGGUUUGGAGACCUUUUGGUGAAUGUUGCUCGAGGAGGUCCACUAGACUACGAGGCUGUUGUGCACCAUCUCGAAUCUGGACAGUUAGGGGGCUUAGGAAUGGACGUUGCAUGGACAGAACCAUUUGACCCUGAUGACCCCAUUCUGAAAUUCAACAAUGUUAUACUUACACCCCAUGUUUCUGGGAUUACUGAACAUUCUUGCAUAUCCAUGGCUAAGGUUAUUGGUGAUGUUGCCUUACAACUUCAUGCUGGAAACCAUUUCACAGGGAAAGAGUUGGUCAAUUAGGUUGGCUCAGAAUCGAACCUACUAACCGAGACUGUUGAUUUUAGGUUCGUUCGAUCAUUUAAAAUAUCUCCAUUA
Hibiscus syriacus is the source of this 1083-nucleotide messenger RNA. RefSeq names its product hydroxypyruvate reductase-like. Gene Ontology annotation, molecular function: NAD binding; phosphoglycerate dehydrogenase activity. Lineage: Eukaryota; Viridiplantae; Streptophyta; Magnoliopsida; Malvales; Malvaceae. The transcript has 10 exons. Bases 1 to 1008 code for a protein of 335 amino acids. The record is from RefSeq and is a predicted model, not a curated record.